This is a messenger RNA of Saprolegnia parasitica CBS 223.65, 2028 nucleotides long. RefSeq lists its product as hypothetical. Lineage: Eukaryota; Oomycota; Saprolegniomycetes; Saprolegniales; Saprolegniaceae. The transcript has 2 exons. The record is from RefSeq and is a predicted model, not a curated record. Bases 1 to 1911 code for a protein of 636 amino acids.
AUGUCCGACACGAGCGGCAAUCUCCGCAGCCUCGUGGAGGUUGUCAUGAUACCUCACUGCUACCACGACGAGAAAGAAGAUCUGUGGUACGAUGGCUCCGAGCGUAUGGCAAUCCAUGGCGUCGACGUCGUCUGGCCGCUGGCGCCGGCGCAGGCGGCGUCCUUGCUGGAAGCUAGCCCCGACAAAGCGACGCUCUUGCUCCCGCCGUCGGCCAUCACAUCAAGCAUGUACGUCGAUCAAAGCAGUCAUGAUUACUGCGACAUUGUCUGUGGAUUGAAGCUCGACGCGCGCUAUGCCUACGACUUUGCGCAUUUCGCGAUUGAUGGCGUCGGGUCGGCGUCGGCGCUGGUGCCGACUCCUGCUUCGACACCGGGAAUGUUUGCGACGCUGCUCUACUUUGUGCCGUCCGACUGCAUUGGCGGCGCCGUCACCAUCACGUACGAAGACCAGACGAAGACGUACGAGACUCUUGACGGACACUCGGUCGUCUUCUUCAACACGUGCCACGUCGCGGUCGCACCGAUCACAUCGGGCACCCGCGGCAUCUUUGUGCACCGCGUGAGCUACGAGGACUACUAUGAAGGUGACAACUUGUGUUUCGCGCCCCCGCCGCUGCCGUCCAAGGCCGACAUUGACGACGCGAUCGAGAUGCUGGGCGAGCAAGAGUACUGCGUCGUCCACGUCGAGCUUGAAACGCGGACCGCCGCGCCACAGUAUGCAACGCUGACGGGUCGUGACAAGGCGGUCGUCGACUGGCUUCUUGCGGCGGAAAUCUUUGACAUGGCGUUCAUCACGGUGAGCGAUGCGACGCUGAACGAGCGUUGGGUCCCGCCCAUGGGGACAGCCAAGGGCCGAUGGGUAGAGAACAAUGGCUCGGACCGCGGGAAGACCAUGCGGAAGCUACCCGACAUCUUCCAUCCGCAGUGCGCGACGCCAUCGCGUCUUCAAGCCGCGUGGCGCUUUCGCCCGAUCGCGUACUUUAUCGAGGAAGAGGCGAUCGACAUUGUCGAUGACGGCUAUCACCCGGUUUGCCUCGUCUUUUGGCCCAAAGCGCUCCGCUUGACGCUGCUCGGUCUUGUCCGCACCGUCGCUUUGCUGCGUGAUCACGUCGACGGGUCGUGCUCGGACGACUUUGGGUUCGGGUCUACCCAAGCGCUCUUUGAAGCCGCUGUGCGCUUCUUCACUGGUGCCGAGCCCGGUCCGGCGCAGCUCAAUCGCUCGAGUCGGUUGGGCAUGGCAAACGUUCUCUUUGACUAUGGCGACCGCACGCUCAUGGCGGACUAUCUGAGCGGCAUGCGAUGGGACGAGCACGAUGUCGCUAUCGUGCCGUGGGUGGUCUCGGUCGUCCGCCGCUUUGGCUUGCCGGCCAUGACGGACGCUUUUAGCCGCCUGGACGUUCAGACGUCCGGUUCGUUCUGGCGCAAGGUCCUUGAAGGCAUCCGUGCUGACACGCCGUCGUGUGAGCGCGACCUCGCGGCGUGGCUCUAUGAAAACGACCUGGCGCCGAGUACGCGCGCUCUUCUGUCGGCGCGUCUGCCGGCCGAUGUCGUCGACAAUAUCGUCGUCAUGACGAUCGACGUGGCACCGCUCGUGCAACGAUUCAAAUACGAACGCGGGCUACCGGUCGCCUUGUGGUCACUGCGUGCGACGCCGCUGCCACGCCCACUGCACGACGCCUACCUCGACUACGCGCUGCAACUCCACAAAAGUGAUGUUGACUACUACGACGAGGCCGCAGCCCACUUGCUCUUGCUGACGAUCGGCUCACGACGCUUUGAAGCUGCCGACGCGCUUGCAUCGACGCGGCGCGCCAGGCCCAAGUUUCAGCAGACGCUAGCAAAGUUGGAGAAACGAGGCCAGCUCACCGCGGCGCAAGAACUGAUCCUCGACACCUACCUCUCAAGUGUUUAAGUUGAACGACACGGCAACUCCAUAGAAUCACAUUUUAUAGACAAUAAUGUCAAGAUGCGAUCGGAGCAAUCACAGCCGUGUUGUCGUUGGAUUGCGACAGCACGUGAUCAAGACAAU